AUGAGCAAUAACGACUCUUUGUUGGCGAACUUGAAUGCAUUCAAGAGCAAGGUGAAGGCCGGACCUGCACCUGGAGGGCCCAGAAGCACAGAGAACGAGGUGAAGAAGCGGGAGUUUAAGAGAGAAGAGAGCCCUGUGCCCAAGAAGGUGAAGAAGACCAGCGGCGGGACACCCGAGCAGAGUCUGAAGGGCACGCAUUUGUCGACCAAGCUGCUGCUGGCCACAGAGUACAUCCAGGAGCGUGGCGAAGCUGUGCCCAUCGAGCAGAUCGAGUCAUACCUGUCGCUAUCAUCGGAGAACAAUGUGAUUCCGCUGCUGAAAAACAUCAACAAGAUUAAGUUUGAUCCUAAGCACAACACGCUGCAGUACGUGUCGAUCUACGACGUACACUCCGCGGAGGAACUGCUACAGUUGCUGCGGUCGCAGGUGACGUUUAAGGGCAUCUCGUGCAAGGAGCUGAAAGACGGGUGGCCGCAGUGCACGGAGGUGAUCGACGAGCUAGAGUCUAAAAACCGAGUGCUUGUACUGCGCACCAAGAAGGACAACCAGCCCAGGUUUGUGUGGUACAACUUCGGCGGUUCGCUAGGUGGCGUGGACGAGGAUUUUGUAAAAAUGUGGGAGAACUGCAAGCUGCCGCAGCGGGGAGAGCUGCCCCGGAAGUUGCAGGACUUGGGGCUCAAGCCCGCAAGUGUGGACCCGGCAACCGUCAAGCGCGGCUCCUCGCGUGUGGAAGUCAAGAAGCGCAAGCAGCGCAAGGGGAAGAUCACCAACACACACAUGGCGGGGAUCCUCAAAGAUUACUCGGAUCGUUUGUAG
Messenger RNA from Lachancea thermotolerans CBS 6340, 816 nucleotides. It is a transcript of the gene TFA2, whose product is annotated as transcription factor TFIIE subunit TFA2. NCBI's taxonomy places the organism in Eukaryota, Fungi, Ascomycota, Saccharomycetes, Saccharomycetales, Saccharomycetaceae. Gene Ontology annotation, biological process: transcription initiation at RNA polymerase II promoter. The transcript has a single exon. Gene Ontology annotation, cellular component: transcription factor TFIIE complex. The record is from RefSeq and is a predicted model, not a curated record. The coding region runs from base 1 to 816 and encodes 271 amino acids.